AUGUUUCGGGAUUCAUUGCGACUUCUAUAUCAUGGCACCAAUGCCAGCUCCCCAAUAAUAACAAAUAAACCAUCCACGGUAACUCUUCUACGGGAAUUUGACUCCCCCGGCGUCUUCCCAGCGUCUGCACGCCUUGACCGGAGUCUCAAAGCAACGAAUGGCUUCACUAUGAAAGUUUGGGAUGUAUGGAAAUAUCCUGCCUUCGCAUUCAAUAAAGCAUCAUCCCUCGCUCUUGAUGUGAUAUCUCAUCACGUUUGGGGCCCGCGCAGAAAAUCAUGGGGCAUUGAGAUGACUAUCCUCUCUAGUCUCAUGCGAGAUGUUUCAAGGCAUUCUGCACUAGCUGAUAUCGCUAUGGUUCGCAUGGCAAUGGUGACCUUCCGUGUGCGUAAACGCAAUCUGCGUGGCAUACUUGAGACUUGCGAUGCGAUGGAAGACGAAAAACGUGAACUUUCUGGGGAGUGGAUAAUCGGGAAGAGACUCUGGCAAUCUUUGCAGUCAGAUUACAAGUCCACUCGCAAAGGAGAAGGGGCCAGCUUUGUCGACCAGACGAACAUCGAUUACGAUUCUCGAAAGGGGCAAUCUCGAGUCAUCCUCUAUAUUCACGGCGGAGCAUAUUACUCAUCUAGCGCUGCAGCACAAAGGAUGCUGACCAUACCAUUGUCCAAAUAUACCAACGCACGCGUAUUCGGUGAGCUCUUUGACCACAGCUCGCGCUUCCAUCUUUGCCUCAUCUCAACCCAAGCCAUCGAUUACCGGCUCGCUCCGGAAACAAUUUUUCCUGGUCAGCUGCACGAUGUGGUCAGCACCUACUUCCGCCUAACGGAUGACUUGCGGGUGCCGCCAGAAAAUUUAGUUGUAGCGGGCGACAGUGCGGGAGGCGCACUAGGCCUUGCACUCCUGCUCUAUCUAAGAGACAAUGGGUACACUCUUCCGGGCGGUGCCUUGUUAUUCUCUCCCUGGGUUGACUUGACCUUGAGCUGCGAAUCGUGGGAUACUAAUGCUGCCUACGACAUCAUUCCUACGCCCGGUCCAACCGCUCACUUGCACCCCGUUAUAAUGUAUCUAGGAGAUGCGCUCGAGCAGUACAUUACCCACCCAUACGCCAGCCCAUUGUUUGGCAAGUUCGAUGGACUACCGCCCAUGCUUAUUCAAUGUGGUGAUGCGGAGGUUCUGCAUGACGAAAUCGUACUUCUCUCACAUAAAGCUUCACUGGCCGGUGUCCAAGUUCAGUUGGAGACCUACGAGGAUGCUGUUCAUGUUUUUCAAGCAUUCCCUUUCUUGAAUGUUGCAACAACUGCCUUUAUCUCUUGUCGUGAAUUUGUGCGACACAGGUUGCCUCGCAUCCAAAUCCACUCGCCUCAAGUCUUAGAUAAUGACACUGAGAUUUGCCUUGAGAACGACACAGAUAACGACAACGUCCGUGUCGUCCGCGGCGAUGGUGUGGAGACUAACUCGGGAUGGCAAGAGGUUCAAGAACAGAUGGCUCGAGAAAACAUUGAUUCAAGCUAUGAAGCACAAUCGAGCUCAGCAGUGUCUCCAAGCUGGGGUCGCGCUUGGCUGGAUCUGGAGUUAACUCCUAAUAAUUCCAGCGGCAGUGAGGCAGAACCAACCACGCCUUGCGUGACCGUCGCUGGUCCAUCCCGAGUUCUUCGGCAUGCGGCGUCCACCCCAGCUCUGCGUCGAAUACAAUCUGCUAUCUCUGUUUUCUCGGAGAGAUCAGUUGCAUCCCAAUAUCUGGAGGACUGGCCUACUCGUCGCAGAAAAUUCACAUUAUCACGCGCACCAACUCGUCCGUCGUCUCCCUCCGAAUCCUCGCAUUCUCGCAUUAAUAUUCCUGCCUUUGCGACACCUUGGGCCACUAUGACAUCUGUUGCCUCGACUACCUACAUUGUAUAG
Suillus subaureus is the source of this 1896-nucleotide messenger RNA. Its product is annotated as Alpha/Beta hydrolase protein. The record is from RefSeq and is a predicted model, not a curated record. The transcript has 7 exons. NCBI's taxonomy places the organism in Eukaryota, Fungi, Basidiomycota, Agaricomycetes, Boletales, Suillaceae. Bases 1 to 1896 code for a protein of 631 amino acids. Gene Ontology annotation, molecular function: hydrolase activity.